Arabis nemorensis is the source of this 807-nucleotide messenger RNA. The record is from the annotation of a GenBank genome assembly. Lineage: Eukaryota; Viridiplantae; Streptophyta; Magnoliopsida; Brassicales; Brassicaceae.
AUGCCUUCAACGGCUGUCAUAAUCUACUGGUUCUCAAGCUUGAAAAAAUCUGCGUUGAGGUUGAUUCAUAACAACAAUCUAAAGCUCUUGCAUAUAUCUUGCUCUCCUAUUAAUCGCAUUGAAGUGUCCGCAGCUGUUCUUGAUAUCUUCUCCGUUGGCUAUUUUAUUACGAAAGAUAACUUCUUUCUUACGGCCCCUAGACUACUCCAGUGUAGCAAAAAUUAUUGGACUGAAGCCGGAAACAUACCUAACAUGAACUACAAUAUUUCAUACAAUGCUAAGGAGCAAGAUAACAUGGGAUAUAGCUACGUUGUGAGCGAACAUACUAACUAUUUGUUGCGGUUUAUAUCUUUGGCUGUGAGUGUGGAUUUAAUGAAUCCCAAAGAAGUUUACAUGCUACAACAAGUAUUCAUUGCGUGGAAUGGAGAAAUAAAAGAUCUUGAGAUCUUUUUUAAGGUACAUUCAUUUUAUGCUUCAAUUUUAGUUAGCAUGGCAAUGUACGGUGUACCUAAGGAAGAAGGUGAAUCUUCUAUUAGCGGAGAACAAAAAAAGAAGUGGCAGAAAGAAAAUUCCUUUUUCAGUUCUAAUUUCCGCAUCAAAGUUGUGAGAAUGUACAACUUCAGUGGUUCAAACAAGGAAGAAUUGGCAUUAGCUUCACUUUUGGUGACAGAAGGGAGGGUAAGGAAGAAUUUGAUGAUUGAGACGUCGUCGCUUCCUGCAAAAAAGAAGUUGGAGAUAGAAGCAACGGUGGCCAAACUAAAGCAACUUCCAAAAGGUAACAAGAGGCUUAGUAUUGAAUGCUUUUGA